UCGAACUCAACGACAGAAGAAACGCGAAAAAUGUCUGGAAGAGGGAAAACCGGAGGCAAAGCCAGAGCGAAGGCAAAGACCCGCUCCUCUCGUGCCGGGCUCCAGUUCCCAGUCGGCCGUGUCCACAGGCUGCUCCGCAAAGGGAACUACGCUCAGCGAGUUGGCGCCGGAGCUCCGGUGUACCUGGCAGCCGUGCUGGAGUACCUGACCGCUGAGAUCCUGGAGCUGGCUGGAAACGCUGCCCGCGACAACAAGAAGACCCGUAUCAUCCCCCGCCAUCUGCAGCUGGCCGUCCGCAACGACGAGGAGCUCAACAAGCUGCUGGGCGGAGUGACCAUCGCUCAGGGCGGCGUGCUGCCCAACAUCCAGGCCGUCCUGCUGCCCAAGAAGACCGAGAAGCCCGCCAAGAAGUAAACACUCGGAACCGGCUUCAACCAA
Molecule: messenger RNA, 438 nt
Organism: Perca flavescens (yellow perch)
Lineage: Eukaryota; Metazoa; Chordata; Actinopteri; Perciformes; Percidae
Product: histone H2A
Exons: 1
Coding region: 31-414 (127 amino acids)
Cellular component (GO): nucleosome
Molecular function (GO): protein heterodimerization activity; DNA binding; structural constituent of chromatin
Source: RefSeq, a predicted model, not a curated record